UUUUCCUGGAUCACACAGUCUUCAUAAAUGGACAUUUUGGGUAUUUAUGGACCGAUUUCAUUUAAAAAAAAGACUCAAUAGUGAUGAUUAUGGGACAUAUAGGAGUGCCAACAAAGAAGCUCGUCAAAGAAUGCUGUGUAGGAGUAACAAGUGGAGACAGACUAACAUGUGAUGUGGCUCUAGACCAGGGGCAACCUUUUCUUGCCCAGGGACACGCUCCCAGGCAAACCCAACGACACGCUCCCAGGCAAACCCAACGACCCAGGGACACGCUCCCAGGCAAACCCAACGACCCAGGGACACGCUCCCAGGCAAACCCAACGACCCAGGGACACGCUCCCAGGCAAACCCAACGACCCAGGGACACGCUCCCAGGCAAACCCAACGACCCAGGGACACGCUCCCAGGCAAACCCAACCCAGGGACACGCUCCCAGGGACCCACGCUCCCAGGCAAACCCAACGACCCAGGGACACGCUCCCAGGCAAACCCAACGACCCAGGGACACGCUCCCAGGCAAACCCAACGACCCAGGGACACGCUCCCAGGCAAACCCAACGACCCAGGGACACGCUCCCAGGCAAACCCAACGACCCAGGGACCCUUCUCAUCAGCAAUAUUCAGAAACACAUUGA
Messenger RNA from Oncorhynchus keta (chum salmon), 635 nucleotides. Its product is annotated as sporozoite surface protein 2-like. Lineage: Eukaryota; Metazoa; Chordata; Actinopteri; Salmoniformes; Salmonidae. The record is from RefSeq and is a predicted model, not a curated record. The coding region runs from base 84 to 635 and encodes 183 amino acids. The transcript is spliced from 3 exons.